This is a messenger RNA of Ostrinia furnacalis (Asian corn borer), 492 nucleotides long. RefSeq lists its product as uncharacterized. The transcript has 3 exons. The coding region runs from base 1 to 492 and encodes 163 amino acids. The record is from RefSeq and is a predicted model, not a curated record. Lineage: Eukaryota; Metazoa; Arthropoda; Insecta; Lepidoptera; Crambidae.
AUGUGGUUAAUGUGCUGUCUACACAGUGACGAUGACGAGGUCCUGGCGAGAGAGCUGAUGAACAAGAUGACGCCGGCAGUUCUGAGCAAGCUGCGCAGGAGUUUCAGGAAGAACAAGCAGCGGAGCCAGGCUUGCGAUAUUGACAGACGAGUGGAGCAAGUGAUGAGGGCAGCAGCAGCGGAGGAGGGCAUCCAGUUCGCAGCGCCGGCCAAGCCGCUGGAAGACUCCUUAUGGCUCGACGAGGCUGGCUUUGUUAGUGCCUUGGACACCAUCUUUGGCCACCAUAAAUAUACCACGCACUCUCACAAGCUCUUCCAACUCCUCGACCCCUUCCACAGUGGGAAGGUCUGGUGGCGGCAGCUGGUCAACCGUCUGGUGGCCGUUGGGGCGAGGAAGACCAGCUCCAGGGCAGACGUGUGGAAUCAUGUGAAGGAGGGGGCGGUGAAGAGACUGGAGCAUUGCAAGGUACCUACGGCUGAUGGCACAAGAUAA